This is a messenger RNA of Chenopodium quinoa (quinoa), 579 nucleotides long. RefSeq lists its product as uncharacterized. Lineage: Eukaryota; Viridiplantae; Streptophyta; Magnoliopsida; Caryophyllales; Amaranthaceae. The coding region runs from base 1 to 579 and encodes 192 amino acids. The transcript has a single exon. The record is from RefSeq and is a predicted model, not a curated record.
AUGUUGCAGUCGAGUGAGAAGAUGAGUGGGCGAAGUUUUUGUGAUGCGGAAGCCGAUAUCCUUAGAGAAGCGGUGGAUUAUUGUCAGUUGGAGGACCUUGGGUACCUUGGCCAUGAUUUUACAUGGGCAAACAAUAGAGGAGGAGAUGAAAAUAUCCAGGAACGCCUUGACAGGUUCCUAGCAAAUCGUUCUUGGUGUGUCAUGUUCCCAGCUUCGUUUGUUACUCAUCUUACCAAACGAAGAUCAGACCACCUGCCCAUACUCUUGUGUAUCAAGGAAGAUCUCCAUAUGCCAAAGAAAAAAAAGAAGAAGAAAAAGAUGUACCGCUUUGAAGAAAUGUGGCUUCGUGAUGAGAACUGUGAAAGGAUAGUGUCCGAUGCUUGGGAUAGGGGAGGUGACCUUUGUUCAAAAAUUGCCUUCACUUCUUCUAAUCUUAGUGCGUGGAGUAGAGAUAAAUUUAGGGAUUUUGUGAAGGAACUCCAAGCUUGUAGGGGGCAAAUGGAGCAUCUUAUGGGUGAACCCCAAACGGAGGAAAUUAUUGCCCAAAUGCGUGCAAUUGAUGAUAGGAUCGAUGGAUGA